UAUUACCCAAUAGGAGCCCUACCCUGGCUUGAGACCCGUUGGUCCUCGCGGAAGUGGAGUCAUUCAACGGAAAAAAUUAAAUCAUGAGUUUCCAUUACGGUCAGGGCUAUCCAGGAGGGAGUAAUCCCCCACCUGGAGCUCCGUACAAUGGAAGUAGCAGCCCCUAUGGGUCCCGACCCUCUGGUCCUUAUGGAGGUGCUGCGGGGCCACCAGGAGGUCCCUAUGGUGGCUAUGGAGCCCCAAGUCAGGGUGGGCAUUAUGGACCUGGUGCUCCUGGCGGCCCUUACGGCGGCUACAGGGCUCCUGCAGCUAACACGCCCCCUGGGGUUAACCCCGAGGCAUUCCAGUGGUUCCAGAGUGUUGAUACAGACCGCAGCGGCUUCAUCAACCACAGCGAGCUGAAGCAGGCGCUUGUCAACUCCAACUGGUCCACCUUCAAUGACGAGACCUGCCUCAUGAUGAUCAACAUGUUCGACAGGACGCGGUCCGGGCGGAUAGACUUGUACGGCUUCUCGGCUCUGUGGGACUACAUGCAGAGAUGGCGAGCUUUGUUUCAGCAGUACGACCGAGACGGCUCAGGGUCCAUCAGCGGCACUGAGCUCCACCAAGCUUUAGUGCAAAUGGGUUACAACCUCAGCCCCCAGUUUUCUGAGGCUGUGGUGCAGCGCUUCACCAUUAGAGGCGUGCGUCCUGGUAUCCAGCUGGACCGCUUCAUCCAGGUGUGCACCCAGCUUCAGACCAUGACGCAGCAGUUCAGAGAAAAAGACACAAGCAUGACGGGCAACGUCCGGCUCAGCUACGAGGACUUCCUGUCUGGUGCCAUGACGAGGCUCAUGUGAAACCAGUCUUUGUCCCAAUGUCGGGGAGCAACCCUCAAGUCACGUCAGAUACGGUUUUUCUGUUUUGCCAAAAGUGCCUGCUGCACUGACUAUGUUUAAGCACAGCCAACCCACACCCCACAAAGCCCUUCCUGCAGAAAGAUGAGCGUGAAAUUCAUCAUAGACAGGUUGUUAUUACUUUCUAAUAUUCAUCACCUGAAGGUGUUAAGUAAGAGUUAAUGGCCGACGAAGUGUGCAUCAUCACUUUUUAACGCACGCCAUGGAAGCCUGAACCGCGGAGGACGCUUGCUUCUGCGAAGUGCGUUAAAAAGUGAUGAUGCACACUUCGUCGGCCAUUAACCCGCUUAUACCAUGGCCGCUUACAAAACAAUAAAAAUAUUGACCAGUUUUUAGUCCUUAAUUCUCGUUUUUUUCCGAUUUGGAUCGCUUUUCUCACAAAAAGUAACAAAUAGUCUGCGUUGCGCCGCACCACCGCUGCAGUCAAGAUUCGGCUAUAUAUUUAUGCUGAUCAUCACGAUGAGUUGAAUAAAGCAUCAGUUCAGAGAGAAAGUUCACCUCUUACCGCUUGUUUUUGUCCAGAUGAUGAAGCUAAGCUAAAAUUUUAAAGAAGCCAGCGCAGUGAUAAAGAACGUUUAAACUAUGUGAUCGGAACUUCUUUUUUCACCGUGCGGUUAUCCUGUGGUAUAUCACUUUUUAAUGCACACCCAGCACCCAAUCAGAAUCGAGUAUUCACCCGGACCAUGGGAUAACCUGGGGAUGAUGAUCAAUAACAGGCUGUUAUUAGCUAAUAUUCGCUGUUAAAAAUGGUUAGACUAAUAGCAAUUGUACAUAAAUUUCUGUGGUUAUAUGAUGCCUCUUUCAGAGUAAAACUGACCAAAUACCAGUGUCUCACACACUGUAGAGGACAGGAGACUAAACUCCUGCUGCAAUGAACUCUGGGUAGUUUCGAUUUUUUUUUUUUUUUAAUCCAAAUUUUUUUAAUCCAAUUUUUACUCUUAUUUUCAACAUGUAUACUUUAAAUUUAAAUCCACUCUAAAAUAAAGUCAAAUUACAUAUUUUCAGAAUUUACAUCUUCUUUUUUUAAACUGUUUUUUUUAAUUUAAUCUCUUUUUGAAGUAACAUUUCAGGGACAUAUCAUCUUAUUAGUAAGACGUAGUAUUAGUGCCACUGUGAAAGAAAAAUAAUAUUAAUAUACGAGAAUAAAGUUGUAAAAUUAUGAAGAAAAAA
Messenger RNA from Oryzias latipes (Japanese medaka), 2066 nucleotides. RefSeq names its product small integral membrane protein 12. The record is from RefSeq and is a predicted model, not a curated record. NCBI's taxonomy places the organism in Eukaryota, Metazoa, Chordata, Actinopteri, Beloniformes, Adrianichthyidae. Gene Ontology annotation, molecular function: calcium ion binding. Gene Ontology annotation, biological process: COPII vesicle coat assembly.